CGCCGGCUGACUAUAUAAGGCUGGUGCUGUCAAAAAAUUUGGCAGAUACGAGACUCGUAUUGUUAUAUAUCAUACGUCUGUGAUACUUCCUAAAAUGAAGGCUUUCUUGGUAUUCCUCCUUCUUGCGAUCGUCGCCAUGGCGACCGCUCUACCCCAAAGAGGCCAGGGGUCUCAAGUGCACGUUGUCGACGGCGGCCAACAGGUGCAAUUCGUCGACAACAGCGACCCAUCCCAAGUGCAAUUCGUCGACAACACCAACCCCGGACAAGUGCAAUUCGUCGACAACGCCAACCCUGGGCAAGUCAACGUUGCAGACAUCAAUAACGACGAAGUAAGAGUAGAGGACAUCAAUCUCCCUAAUUCCGUGAACUUUGUGGACAACAACGGCCAACAAGUCAACAACAAUAGGCCAGGCAGGCCGCGCAGGCCAGGCCAAUUUGUCAUCUCCAACCCUGACUCCUUCUUCGGCCAGCCCUCAAGUGAGUAUACCUACAUUAUACUUUUCCACUUUUCGAAUUGUAAUAAAAAAUUAUAUCAAUAGACUUUUGAGAUAAGCAGUUUGUAGACAGACUUUAAAAUUAGUCUAAAGUAAUAACAUACAUGUGGGGAUGAAAGGGCAAGGUGUCAAGCUGGUAAACUGAGUGAGAGCGGGAUAGUGUGAAAGAGAAGGGUAAAUGGGAGUAAUGGCGGAAGACGAUAAGAGAGAAGACGCA
Molecule: messenger RNA, 713 nt
Organism: Trichoplusia ni (cabbage looper)
Lineage: Eukaryota; Metazoa; Arthropoda; Insecta; Lepidoptera; Noctuidae
Exons: 12
Coding region: 95-541 (148 amino acids)
Source: RefSeq, a predicted model, not a curated record